CCUGCCCAGUAAAUGCGAGGUUUCCGUUUGGCGGGUGCAGUACGUGCUAGUGCGAGGUGCGUAAUAACGCGCGCGGUACACGGACGGGCCCGUGCGUAUCUUGACGGCGUCGUCGACGUCGUCGUUGUCGCGUUGCUGUUGAUGUCGUUGUCGUCAGCGGAUUGACCGACCUCGGACGCCGCUAUGCCGCUCAGCAUCGGUGUUAACCUACGGGUAACCGGCCACUGUAAUCAGGGCGGUCGCAAGUACAUGGAGGACAUGUUUUGCGUGGCGUUCCAACCGACACCGGACGACAAGGACCUGGAGUACGCGUUCUUCGGGAUCUUCGACGGGCACGGGGGCGGCGAGGCGGCGACCUUCGCCAAGGAGCACCUCAUGGACAUAAUCGUGAAACAGAAGAACUUUUGGAGCGACCGCGACGAGGAUGUGCUACGGGCCAUCAGGGAUGGAUACAUGAACACGCAUUAUGCGAUGUGGCGGGAGCUCGACAAAUGGCCAAGAACUGCAUCCGGAUUGCCAUCCACGGCUGGCACAACUGCCAGUAUUGCAUUUAUACGAAAGGGCAAGAUUUAUAUAGGUCAUGUGGGAGAUUCCGCUAUCAUAUUGGGUUACCAAGUCGAGGGUGAUCCUCAGUGGCGAGCGAAAGCUCUCACCAAGGAUCAUAAGCCGGAGAGUGGGCCAGAGAUGACACGCAUACAGGAGUCGGGUGGUAAAGUAGUUAGCAAAUCUGGUGUUCCAAGGGUUGUGUGGAAUCGACCUCGCAUAGGCCAUAAAGGUCCAGUUCGAAGAUCAACUCACAUGGACGAAAUUCCGUUUCUCGCAGUAGCUAGAUCCUUAGGUGAUUUGUGGAGCUACAAUUCCGAGUUGAAUACUUUUGUUGUCUCUCCCGAACCAGAUGUCAAAGUUAUUCCAGUUGAUGUUAAGUCGCACCGUUGUCUCAUUUUUGGUACCGAUGGCCUGUGGAAUAUGCUGUCGCCACAAGCUGCAGUAGCUAUUGUCCAAGCUACAGAUAGACACAACGAAAAGCAUUUAAUAGCUUCUCAACAGACUGGCAGUGGAGUUGAAUCACAGAUGUGGAUAAAUCCUUCAAAAAGUCUUGUAGAUCGUGCAUUAGAAAGGUGGUCAUCAACCAGAUUACGGGCAGACAAUACUAGCGUUGUAACGUUAAUGUUAGAUCCAUCAGGACCAUGUCGUGGUGAGGUAUUGUUUAAUCAGAAGAAGGAUCGUGUGAUACACCAUGGAACAAAUACAACAGCGGUACCUGCGAACGUUGUGGAAACCAGUCCAAAAGUUCCAGCACCCUGUGCGCCAAUACCGCCGCCAAGCGCUUCCACGAAUGUCGACAUUGAUCCCAAACAACCGGAUUCGUCAAACGGAAGUGAAGAAAUCACUGACGAAACAUCACAGUCGGAGACAGCCGUGAAUCCUGAGAAGCUAACCUUGUCAGAGAUUGAUGUCCCUUCGGACCAGGACACUGCGACGGAUAAAAAUAUCGAGGCGAACGAUGUUGCAGAAAGUAUUCAAGUCGACGAGGUCUCCUCUAGUCAAAUGUUCGAAGAAACUGGAGAAUCUGAGAAUAAGAAAGCAAACGAAGUCGCGGAUGUUACAUCGGAGAAUCUCGAUGACGAAAAACAGCGAACAGCUAAACAGGAAAAGGAAACCGUGCAGCUGAAUAAUGACAACACGCAAGUCCCAGUCGAGUCCGAUCCAAAAUCGUGUAAUCAUAUUGAACCUAAAGACGAGACGGCAGACAAGACGGAGGAAUCGAACGUAGCACAGCAGAACGCACCUUCCAACGCGAAUGAGGAAGUGGUUCCUUUUAUGAGUAGGUUACUCCGAAGUGGCGGCGUUGUGCCCCUCAAAAGCAACAGUUUUGACGGCGGCGAGGUGAGAAACAUCUUAAACGGAUUGAGGCAUAAGCCACAGCACCCUUUAUUUGCCGCUGCACGAGCGAACGACAGAACGAUAAAACGUCGGCACAGCUUAAAUUCCUCACAGGCGUCUCAGAAUACUUUUCCCGAUGCCGCACCGAAUCCGGAGGUACCAAAGACUUACAUGAGCGUUAAAUCGCGGUACAGCAGGAUAUCGAGCGCAAAGACGUCCGUCGUGGCAAACGUGCCGACGGAGGAGAAGACGAAGGGCAUGUCCUCGAAGCGAACCAACGGUGAUUGCACUGUCGGCAGCAAACGGCGAUACAGUGCGAUCACGCAGGCAUCAGUUGCAUCGGUUGGAGUGGAGAACGGCUGCGCGCAGCAAGAGCCUUGCGUGAAGAGGAGGACGCGCUCGGAAGAUCGGAGGCAGAGUCCCACAGAUGAGAACGAUCCGGCCAAUCAAGCGAAGGAGGAUGCCAGUAGUCGGCUAAGUUGGCCUACAUCAGAUGGACGAUCGGAUUCAACAUUGCCAUCAUUGAACUCCACUACGACGACGCUAUCUGGACAGGACAAACUCUCCGCAUCGAGCACCUUCGAACGUAGGAGUCUAGGCAAAAAGGUUACACCUGUUAAAGCAAUUAGGAGGCCUUCCAUCAAUGGUACGGGUCGACUGCAGCAGCUGAGGGGUAGCUUUGGCCUAAGAGAUUGGGAUCAAGGCAGGAACAAUCGGGCGAACGGUUGUAGCGAUAGGAGAACGUUGAAUAGGACAGUAGCGAUUAUCGGACCGGACACGACGAUACCGCAGCGAUGGCUAAGAUCCGACACAAUGGCGGCGACACCUGUAAAAACAUUACGUUCGCGUAACGUAGAUAUUGCCGGGCAUACGAUAUCCGCGCAAUUAGUUCACCAGUACGGAGUAGUGAAGCAAAAUCGAUUGCCUCUACCGGGCAAGCUGAAGCAGUCCAACAGUGGAGCGUUGCAAUCGAACAGAGUCAGGUCUUCCUCGUUGUCAUCCAAUAAACUUAAGCAAGCGAGCAGUAACGGUGGAAGCGUGAGUACUUGCGCGGCCAUUAAUACUGCAACCACGGGCUCCACUUCUGGCAUAGCUAAGAGGGUCAAGUCACCUUACAAUCCCAGCGCUCGGUCACUGAGCACACGGUCUCGUAUCAAACGUCUUGGAAAAUAAUGGAAUAGCUAAUGGACGUAGUUUUGAAAAUUUCAGUGAAUGUUAGGGUAUGGUACUUCUUACCCUUAUUUUUUUUUUAUCUGAUGAUGCAAAAUCAAUAUUGUUGUAUACAUUUUCUAUGUCUAUUGGAAACUUUCUUGCACGCCUUUAUCUUUGGAUUCAUAUGGUAUCUUUAAUUUAAAAUCUUUACUAUAUGAAUGGGUUUGAGCAUUGUUAAUUAAUUUUAUUACUAUGUAAUUAAUACUAUUUUGUUUUCAGACAUUGUAUAACUGUUUAGGUAUAUAUUGAAAUUUAUUAUUUCGCUUUGGCUGUAUAUAAAUUUUUAUACCUACUUAUGACAUGAACAUUUAUUAUCGAUUUAUUGAACGCUUCCUUGUACUUUUGUUAUCGAAAUGAAAAUGAAGCUAAUGCCUUGUUCUUAUGAUCCAUGUUUCCACGCCCAUUUCAUUUUAUAAAAUGUUACUUUUUUUUGUUGGAUGUGGAAACAUACACAUAUAUACAUUCAUAUGUGCAUGUAGGUGAAAUAAAUUGCUCUCCCAUUCUGUUUAAUGAACAUGUUUGUUAAUUUUUUUUAUAAAAGAUUUUGCCAUAUUAUUUCGAACGACUUAAAAAAUGAACUAAAUUUUAUGCUUUUUACAGUACAUUUUGCAGUACUAUAUGAUAAUUACAUCAAAAUUUUUCAACAUAAAUUACAAAGCAUACUAAUUUUCUCUCUCAAAGAAAAAUAAUACUUUAUCCUCUAAAUAAACAAACGUUAAUAAACGUUUUUCUUCUCUUAUAUUAAAUUCAAGUAUGUGACGUGUAAAAAGUACAGUCAAGAUAGAAUAUCAUGAAUUAUUGCUACCAAGAAUUAAUAUCGUGUUUUGUCUAACAAAAUUUAUGAAAACUUAUUGCCCAGACAAGAAUACAAAAAUAUUCCUUACUUUUUUUUUAUGCUUUCCGAUAUUUGCAUAAGCAUUGCGUAUGAGACAAAAUAUGAAAGUAAAAUUAUGGGUAGUAUGGCAUAUAAAUAGUCUGACAAUAAGAAAGUAUGGAUGCGAGUAAAGACAUGAGCCCAUGCAUGCGUAUCUCACAUUCACACGUUUUCAGUGAUAACUAGCGAGUCUGCGAUCUUCACAUUAGGCUAACGAAGUAACACAUUAGUGCUGAAUGGAAUACGAAUUGGCGUAAUUCUACAUGUAUGUGUAUUUCUAGAAACGAUCUCCCCAACGAUCACAGUCUUCGACGGCGGCUCGAAUUGGCAAAUGUUUAAGUCAAAGAUCAUAUGUAGAAUAUGAUUAAGCGUUAUGCUAUUUUCUAGUACGUAAGAUACUUGCAAUGAUACUGAUCUGCCUUGCCUGAAUACGGAGUGAUUAUCGAAUAACCAGAAUUCUAAGCGAGGCGUAAUCAAUUUUAAUCUUUGAUCGCGCUAACGUGCACCAAUUUAUGGAUAUAAAAUAUAGCAUAAUUGAGUGAUAUAAACAUAGAAUUCCAAUUUCGGUCAAUGAUUUUGAAUUCUCGAUGGCACUCGGUACGAAGCGUCAAGCAACUUUAUUGUGACUUUACUGUGCGAUACAAAAGUCUAGUUUAUAUUAUGUUUAGAUGGGAUAUAUUUAAGCAUGGCUAAACGGUUAAAUGGAUUCAAAUUUUUCUUGGUAAACAAUUGUACAACAAUUGUGUUCCAAAUGUAAAUGAGCACUAUCAUCUAGUGAUCUAAUAACGAUUAAAUCAGUAGGGAUAUAAGAAAUUUAUAUAUACAUAAAUAUAUAUAUAUAUAUAUAUAUAUAUAUAUACACAUACAUACAUACAUAUGUACAUAUUAAUAUAAGAAGUAUAGGGAGUAACAGCAUAUGUAAUCUACAUCAAUCUCUUGUAAAGUUAUCAUUAUCUUGUGCAAAAUAUCCUACAAAGAAAAAGGGAUAUGAUGAAGACAGUUCAGGAUAAAUAUCCAUUUGGUUUCAUCAUCAUAUAGAAAUUACGGAUGCACAACGUUCGUUUCAAGUUUGCAUGUUGCAUUUACUUGUAUUUUGCCAAUAAAUAGCAGUUUGUUAUCUGAUGCCCCGCCAAGACGAAUGUAUAUUAUUUCCUGAAUUUUGUCUGAUUACUUGUGCAUGUACUGAAAAGAACAUUGUAGAGUAAUUCGACGGGAAUUAAUAGUGAGAAAGAAUACAUGUGUCUUUUAGAUAUCAGAGCUUUAGAAUUUAUACGUUUUUUUUGUUUUUUAAAAAAGAAAGAAGUUAUAAUAAAAACAAUAAUGAGUUAUAUUGAAUGUGAAAGCAUGAAUGUGUUAACUAUAUAUUUAUUAAUAUCGCGUCGAUUAUUUAUUAAUUAAUUUUCGGAACUAACCCGGUUUUCUGUAUUGAUAAGAUUGCGCAGAUAAUAUGUGCUUGAAUGAAGUAUAUCGUUUUGAAGUGUGUCGAGGAUGUUACUGCUUGUAAAAUAAUAAGCAAACGCGUAUAAUAACAUAUAAAGCAAAACGAUAUAGUUUAUUUGAAAGACGAGAAAGAUAGAAAACUCGUGCCUAUAAUAGUUACCAGUAGCGAAGGUGUGUAAAAAAAUUAUAUCUAUACGUCGUGCACCAAAAGAAAAUCUGUUCUGAAAAAUAAAAUGGAAUAUUGCAGUAAAGCCGAAUUUUACUGAUAAGGACACAUGUUAACAAAGCGAAUGACGAUGAUAUAUAUUUUAAUAAUAAUUAUCUCUUUUUUUGGUGCAUGUUAAUUCAGAUUUUACACUACGUGUAAAUAUUGUGCUGAUAGGCCCGUAUUUAUAAAUGUACACGUGUAAAUAAAUUUUAGAUGGAUGCGCAGGCAGGCAGGAGAAGAGUUAAGACGCAACCCUGAUAAAGCGUUCAUCGGCUAUUGACGGGAGUGUAUUGCGAGAGAGAUAUCUAAGCAGAGGAAAAGUCUACCUUGUGCGCUCCUAGAUUUAUCACUUGUUACAUUGUAAAAAUGACGAAACAAAGUAUUUUUUAACAAGUGAAUUAAGAGUUUAUGAUGUAAGUAGGAACAAGAAAUGUUAGAGAAUGACUAUGACGGUUUAUCUCAGGUUAAGAGAAUUGCGACGAGCAAGUUUUAGAGGAACUCGAACAAAUGUGUGAUCAUCGCGUUUAUAAUCUGUAUAUUUUAAUUAAAUAAACUGAAAUAUACAAAUUCUAUUAUUGAACCAA
Messenger RNA from Ooceraea biroi (clonal raider ant), 6202 nucleotides. RefSeq names its product protein phosphatase 2C (gene Pp2C1). Gene Ontology annotation, biological process: protein dephosphorylation. Gene Ontology annotation, molecular function: protein serine/threonine phosphatase activity; cation binding. Lineage: Eukaryota; Metazoa; Arthropoda; Insecta; Hymenoptera; Formicidae. The record is from RefSeq and is a predicted model, not a curated record.